Molecule: messenger RNA, 1448 nt
Organism: Culicoides brevitarsis
Lineage: Eukaryota; Metazoa; Arthropoda; Insecta; Diptera; Ceratopogonidae
Product: antichymotrypsin-2-like
Exons: 3
Coding region: 144-1385 (413 amino acids)
Molecular function (GO): serine-type endopeptidase inhibitor activity
Source: RefSeq, a predicted model, not a curated record
UCGACCGAUCAACAACAUAAGAAUCGAUUUUUUUUAAUUUUUUGUUUAAUUAUCAGAAACCUGUUUCUGUAAACUUUGUUUAUAUUUUUUUUUCAACAAGUUUCGUCUUUCUCUAGUCACAAGACUUCAAGUGCAGAAAAAAUAUGAAGACAUUGGCAGCUAUCAUUGUAUUGCUGCCCUUUGUUUUGUGCGCAGGAAAUUCCAUUCUCAGAGCUUCGUCACCCGGCAAUAAUCAGCAAUGCGGAUCUCAGUUCCAAAACUCUCAAGAUAAAAUUUUGGAUUUCUCAUGGAGAUUUUUUAAGGCCGUGGAUGCUCAAGUUCCAGCCAGUGAAAAUUUAAUUCUCAAUCCAACGAGUCCCCAAUCACUUCUGUCGGUUUUGGCAAGAGGCGCUACCGGAAGGACAUAUCACGAAUUAUGUCAAGCGACGAAUUUCAAAGAUGAUUUUGAGAUUGACGCUCUUUUUCAGUCUCUUACACGUCCUCAGGACAAAUCAAAUAAGAACGAAUUGUCGAUAGCAACUGCGAUUCUCUUGAACAAAGGCGUCGAUUUGAAUCCCAACUUCCAACAAUCCACGAACGUGAAUACUUACAUCGGAUCUCUGGACUUUACUCAACCAAAAUCCAUUCAAACGAUCAACAAAUGGGCUUCAGAUGCAACAAAAGGCACAAUUCAGCAGAUUUUGAAUCCAUCCGGACAAUAUUCCGACCUUCGAAUGUUAUUGGCGAGUGCAAUUUAUUUCCGCGGAACGUGGCGAGAAGCCUUUAAACCAGCCGGUGACAAAACUUUCAACGCCGCACAACGCGGACAAGCUUAUCGCAUCCCAUUUAUGACGCUGGAGAAGAGUUUCCGUUACGGCGAAAUCGAUGACAAGAACAAAAAGUUUAUCGCGAGUUGGGUUGAACUUCCAUACAGCGACGAACGAUUCUCGAUGGUUGUGAUCAAGCCAGAACCUGGUGUCCAAUUAAGCACAGUCAUCGAUACACUUGACAUUGCGAAGUUUGUGAAGCAAGAUAUGCGAGUUGGACCCACUGAGGUGAACAUAACGAUGCCAAAAUUCCAAUUGCGCUCAAGUACAUCGUUAGUGGCUCCGUUGCAGUCAAUGGGAGUUGUCAGUAUCUUCAAUCAAGGUGCAGAAUUGCCAAAUUUGAUAGCGAAUGAAAAGGCACAAGUCUCGAAUGUGUUGCAAGAAACUUUCAUUGAUGUCGAUUUGGAAGGCUCGAAAGCGUCUGCUGUGACAACCAUCAAUGUGAUCACACUUUCAGCGCACUAUCCGGAAGAUACGGUCCAAUUUUUCGUCGAUAAACCAUUUUUGGCAAUUAUUAUGGACAAAACACAGAAUAUUCCGUUAUUCUAUGCGAAAGUUACGAAUCCCAAAACGAACUAAAUUUAAUUUUAAGCUUUUUGUUUGUGAUUUUUUGAAUUUUUUAAUAAAAAAGUGGUUUUGACU